AUGGCAAAAUCACUUCCGCCAAAACCAACCACGAACUCUUCACUUGCUUCAUCCUCUCUUCCUUUGAUGAUGCAGCAAGCUGUUGCCAUGCAACAAAUGCAAUUCCAGCAAGCACUGAUUAUGCAACAGACUAUGACUGCACAGCAGGCUGCUAACCGAGCUGCAACCAUGAAAUCUGCCACAGAUUUAGCCGCAGCACGGGCUGCAGAAAUAAGUAAGAAAUUGAAUCCCGAUGGACUUGAAAAUGAAGAGAAAGAGACGAAACAGAAAUCCAGAUCACCUUCUCCCCCUCCUGAAAGAUUACGAUCAAAGUCAAGAUCUCCUAUCAAUUACAGGAGAAGGAGGAAGUCUCGUUCCUACUCACCUCCCCGAAAUUCUAAGGUUAAUCGGUCCAGGUCACCAUUGAGGUUCCAUCAUCAUUCAAGGUAUGAAAGGGACUGGAGGUCCUACAGAGGCAGCAGGGAACAUAGUGAUAGGUAUAGACGACGAGAUUCAGAUAGAUUUCUUGAUAAUCAUUCAUCUGGUUCGAGAAGAAACAGAAGUAGGAGUGUGAGCCCUCAUUCAAAGAGAUCCCCUGCUUCUCCAAAACGUCAAGGAGGAAGUUCAUCUCAUAGAGGAAGGAAACAGUCUCGUGCUGAUUCUGGUUCUCCAAGUAAUCGCAGAGGAAGUAGGUCUUCUCCAAAGAUUGAUGAAAAGGCAGUGAGAAACAGAAGGCGCUCAAGGUCAAGAUCUUCAGAUGAUAAGCUUAAUUUAGACAAAAAUGAAGAAGUCUUGGAUGAAAAGGCCAAACAAAGAGAGCGGAGGAGGUCCAGGUCAGUAUCUGUGGAUGAGAAGCCUCACAGGAGCCGAUCUUCCCCGAGAAAAGUGGAUGAAAGCAGAUCCAGGAACAAGAAGCGGUCCAGGUCAACUUCUGUGGACGAUAAGCAUCAUUUGUCUGACAAAUUGGAUGAAAACAGUAAUAGAAGGUCAAUAUCUUCAGAUGAUAAGGUUAACUCCUUUGACAAAAAAGAAGAAAUCUCACCUGAAAAAUCCAAACAUAGAGAGCGAAGGCGCUCCACGUCCGUAUCUGUGGGCGAGAGGUCUCAGAAGAGGCGAUCAUCCCCAAGAAAAGUGGAUGAAAGCAGAUCCAGGCACAGGAGGCGCUCCAGGUCAAAAUCUGUGGACGAUAAGCGUCACUUGUCUAGGAAAUUUGAUGAGAACAGAAAUAGAAGAUCAAGGCAUAGUGAUAAAAGGCACUCCAGGUCAGAGUCUGAUGAAGGGAAACAUCAUUCUAAAGGUAAAUAUGAUGAAAAUAGAGAUAAAAAAUCAAAGCAUCGUGAUAGAAGGCGUUCCAGGUCGAUAUCAUCAGAAGGUAAGCAUCAUAAAGGAGGCACUUCAUCACAUAGAGACGAGAGCAGUUUUGGACAGAAAAGAUUCAGGUCAAAGUCUCCCAAUGCCAAGCAUCACUGCAGUGAUAACUAUGAAAAUAAAGAUGAACGAUCAGAGCAUCAAGAGAAAACAUUGUCUAAAUCAAAAUCAGAAAAUCAUCAGCAAUAUGACGGGAGUGGGCCCUCCCCAAGAAAUUUCAAGUAUGAAUCAAAAGGAAAAACAAAAUUGGAUUCCGCAUAUCCAGAAAUGGAUGGACUGAAAAUGCAGAAGCUGAUGAUAUCCCAGGGUGGACAUGUGUCGAAGAAGUCAGAAAUGGGAAAUUUUAAGCAAGCUUGCUUUGGAGUGGUGGAUCUCAAUGAUAUCAAAGUUUCUACCUGGCUUUUAACAAUGCUAACAAUAUAG
Messenger RNA from Vicia faba (fava bean), 1770 nucleotides. Lineage: Eukaryota; Viridiplantae; Streptophyta; Magnoliopsida; Fabales; Fabaceae. The record is from the annotation of a GenBank genome assembly.